AUGAGCGCCUCACCGUCUGGCCUGUCGAACGGCCAAACUCCUACUCCUAACGGUGGCCCUCCUCAAUUUGUGCGAAAAGCCAAAGCUGCAGAUCCACUGCGACCACGCAAGAAACCAGUUAGACGACCCAAUGUCCCCCCUAAACAGCCCAUAGGUUUGGGCAUCUCUGCCCCUGGCUCGGCAGGUCGUCCAACCCCUCUUAACGGUGUUGCACCCUCACUUGGCAUCGGAAGCUACCAAACACCCGCAAAUGGCACACACAACCAAAAUCUUUAUGGCGGCUGGACGCACCCACCUCCGCCUCCUAGUCAAUAUCAAGACUUCCCAUUGCUCACGACAAAGCGAGCUCUUCGUGAGGGCUUGAGAUACCACAUUGCUAGGUUUGCAGCCCCAAAGAAAGAUGUCGACCCCAGCAAUCAAGAUGAUUUCACGCGACCUGUUGUUUUACACCGAAGGGAUCCAAAGCAACCUCCACCUGGCAAAGGCAUUAAGGAUGAAGAUGCUGUAGCUGAGGAACCAAUGGAUUCCAAGGAGCGCGAAAAGCAGGAGAUCCUGAAAGCGGAAAAAGAAAAGCAAAAAGCAGCAGAUCUUGCUCAGAUUGCUCCGACGGGGAACAAUCUUUCGGCCCUCGCGGCGAAGAAGACUCAGGCUUUCAGAAAUGAGAAGACUACACAGGUCCACCGCCUGGAUAAGACCGAGGAGCAGAAGAAGGCGUCGGAUUUGAGAUACGAGGAAGCACUACCGUGGCACUUAGAGGAUGCAGACAACAAAAAUACUUGGGUCGGCAACUACGAAGCCGCUCUUUCGGAUACAAAUGCCAUCUUUUUCAUUGAUGGAGCGACUUUUAGGAUGAUUCCCCUUGAGAAAUGGUACAAAUUUACGCCCAAAGGUCAUUUCAAGACUUUCACAAUCGAGGAGGCCGAGGCCAAAAUGAGCAAGAAGCAUAAGGAGUCCAGAUGGGUCAUGAAAACAAACGAGCAGAAAGAGGCAGACCGAGCAACACAAGAUACCAGAAAAACGUUAAAUAAUCUGUACACGGUCAAAGCCGAAAGCAAUACAUUUAAAAAUGUUGGCAAAAGGGAGGUAGAAGAUAUGGACGAUCUCGAUUAUGAUGCAGAGGAUCUCUUCCAAGACGACGAUGAGCAGGCCACGGUUGAGCCAGACAAGGAUGAGGAAACCAAGGAUGCUCAGGACAGAAUCAAGCGAGAACAGCUCGGAGCCAACAUUUUCGAUAAUGCUAAUGAGGCUGAGGUUGAUCAGGAGCUUGAGGAGGAGGCGAAAGAGGCUCGGAAGCGGAAGGAGCUUGGCAAAGAUUUGGUGAAGGCUUUAAAGAAGCGAGAAAGGAACUUGGCCUACGAGAGUGAUUCGGACGGCAAUCCAUACUCUGAGACGGCAUGUGUGAUGAGCGAAGACGAUACUUCGGAUGAGGAGAAGCAGAAGGAGAUUGACCGAAAGAAAGAUGAGGAGGCAAAGAACAAAGCCAAGGCGGAAUCGAAGCUUCCAUCAGGUACUUCUACGAAGGGAACCAACACACCCUCUGGUCGACCCAAGCACACAGACCCUCUGAAGAAAGCAAAGAAUCUGAAGAGACCUGGAUCGCCGAAUUUGUCAGAAUCGAGUGGAAAUGAGUCGUCUCGAAAGAAGCAUAAGAACAAGCACCCCUCAUCCUCCCAGCCAACCCGGACUUCCACUCCAGUCCCUAGCUCUCGACCAAUGUCUCCUGCGCCUUCAACCUCACAGCCUGCUCCUAAUUCAAGCCCCCGAAAAUCAUCGAUCAUUAAGCUGAACGUCAAUCCGAACAAGCUCUCUGAUAUUCAGUCUUCGCCACCUAAUCCAAGCCCAGUAUACAACGCUAUGAGUGACGGCGAAGCCACUGGAGGCGAGGGAUCUGAUGGAGGACGCAAGAACAAGAAGAUUAAGCUCACAAUCAAGGGUCAAUCACCGACUGGCUCGAGGGCAGGUAGUCCGGCUCCAGGAAAAGCUGGUUCUGUUGGAGGAAGUCGUGCUGGUAGCCCGGCUGCUCUACAAAAUGCUCCAGCAACUGAAGCUGGACCUCCUCGAGCAAAGUCGCCUGCUGUCGGACCAAUUCAACCUCAUGAGAUCGUUGCAGCUCUGCCUACAUCAGGUGCGGGUAUUGUAGCCGGGGUAUUGAUGAACCUUUUCGGCAAACGAGUUGGGGACCAACCUAAUCAGACACCAAGGAAAGACUUUAUUCAAAUGGUGAAGGAGAAUUCGAAGUAUGGGCCUGAUAAGCUAUUGCGGAGGAAGGACGGCUAA
Hyaloscypha bicolor E is the source of this 2277-nucleotide messenger RNA. RefSeq lists its product as uncharacterized. Gene Ontology annotation, molecular function: DNA binding; RNA polymerase II general transcription initiation factor activity; TFIIF-class transcription factor complex binding. Gene Ontology annotation, cellular component: transcription factor TFIIF complex; nucleus. Gene Ontology annotation, biological process: positive regulation of transcription elongation by RNA polymerase II; transcription initiation at RNA polymerase II promoter. The record is from RefSeq and is a predicted model, not a curated record. Bases 1 to 2277 code for a protein of 758 amino acids. The transcript is spliced from 3 exons. Lineage: Eukaryota; Fungi; Ascomycota; Leotiomycetes; Helotiales; Hyaloscyphaceae.